AUGGAUGUUUUAAUGAGAAGAUUCAGGAAUGCGAGAAGAGGAAGGAUUCCACCUAGGCGAUCCAAGCAAUAUAAUGAACAAGACAAAAAUAAUGGAAAAUGCUACGAGUGUGGAAGAUUUGGACAUGUUCAAGGAUGCUGGAUAGAUAAGGACACCUCAGACGAUGAACGCAAAGAUGAUAAUGAGAACUGUUUCAUGUCACGAGGUGAAAAAAGUGAGUCUCAAAAAAUGAUGAAUGCACUAAAGAGACUCAACAAAGAAUUAAAAGACUGGAAACUCAAGCAUGAAGUAUGUGAAAUUGAAAAAGAAGUACUUCAAGAAGAGUUUAAGGAAUUACAAAUGCAACUCAAUGGCAUGCGCAAAUCCACUAGUCAUAGUUCUGUCAGGUUAAACCAGGCAACUUACAAGUCAACCGGAGAAGGACCAGCUAGAACAAAGUCCACUAGAACACCACAGGAGGAGUUGCAAAGGAAAUGGUACUUAGAUAGUGCAUGUUCUAGUCACAUGACAGGUGAUAAAAACCUGUUUAAGGAAGUUACAAAAAUAGAUGGAGGAAGUGUUAAGUUUGGCGAUGAUUCAAAAGGAAAAAUAGUUAGUACCGGAAUAGUCCCUUUCAAUAACAACUGCGAUAUCACUGGAGUUUAUCUUGUUGACGGACUUAACUACAAUCUUCUGAGUAUAAGUCAGCUAUGCGACUCAGGGUAUGAGGUAAAAUUCAAGAAAACAGACUGUGCUAUUGAAAAUGAGACAGAAUUAGUACAUGUUAUAUUUGAUGAAAAUAACUCUUCGACCGAGAAAGAAAUUAUUGCAGGUAAUGAAGAUCAAGCUCAAGAAAUUCUGGAGACAAACAAAUCUCAAGAGUCGACUAAUGGAUCUAAUGUUGUGAUAGAGUCAACUAAUGAAACCACCAACAAUCCAAUAGAACCUUCGAAAGAGUCAACUACUCAUAUAGUUCGUCCAAAUGAAUGGAAAAGUGAACCUGAAUAUCCUCAAAAAUUCAUCAUAGGAGAUCCUAGCGAGGGAAUGAAAACCAGGGGAGCCCUCAAGAAGAAAGCAAACAUAGCGCUAAUCUCUCAGAUUGAGCCAAAAAAAUUGAAGAAGCUCUGA
Nicotiana tabacum (common tobacco) is the source of this 1107-nucleotide messenger RNA. NCBI's taxonomy places the organism in Eukaryota, Viridiplantae, Streptophyta, Magnoliopsida, Solanales, Solanaceae. The record is from RefSeq and is a predicted model, not a curated record.